AUGACUAAAAAUUGCGCAGAAUUUAAAGCAAAUAUUUUUUCAAAAAAUAGAUGUCAAAGUUGUUUUCAAACUAAAGAACAACAUAGUAAUGAUGCUUUAGAAAAAGCAAAGAUGAGUAGAAAGAUAACAGCAUGUGGUUUUUUGUAUGUAGCACCAUUAAUACUAGAUUUUUCUGUUCCAGCACAUUCACAAAAACGCUGGCAACGCCGUUAUUUUACAUUAUUUGAUGAUGGUGAAUUAUCAUAUGCAUUAGAUAAUAAUCCAGAAACAAUACCACAAGUUAUUAUGGAUAUGAAUAGAUGUAUACGUGUUUGUGAGGCAGAUCCAAUUACAAAAAAUUCUCAUUCAAUAUUAAUUGCAUUUAAAAAAGAUAGUAAUUUUAAUAUAAAUAAUGAUGAAAAAAUAGGAAAAAAAAAUAUUAAUGAUAUUAAAUCACAUCCAGCUGUAUGUUAUGUUAAAGCUGAUAGUACUGAAGAAAUUCGAUGGUGGCAAGGGAUGUUACAAAAAUAUGCCAAACAAAAUAUGAUUUAUUGUAUGACAAUACCACGAAAAGAAGAGAUAGAAGAGGAUGAAGAAAUUAUUAGUGAUGAUUUAUUGAAUGAGACAACAUAUGAACCAACAAUAAUUCAGAUAAAUGCAAAUGAUUCAUUAUCUGAAAUUAAUAGUUCCUGUACAUCUAGAUCAACUUCACCUGAUCGUAAAAGUGAAAAUACUAUUACAUCACCAGUAUUAAAAAAUAAAAUUUCACAUUAUAAUUUGGAGAAAUCUUUAAGUACCUCAACUGAAAGAUUUUUAAAUAAUUGUGAUAAUUUUUCUAUAACAUCCCGUGAAAGUAAUAUAAAUUCACGACAAAGUGACAAUACAAAUUCUAUUCAUGGUACACCAAGAACAGUAAAACAAAGAAAACGAUUAACAAGUUUUAGGGAUGAUAUGACAUUAACUAGAAAUAAUAAGAAUAUUCACAAUGAAAAUUGUGAAAAAGAUAAUAAUAAUUAUAGUAAUUUUCCAAUAUGUAAUAAUGAAGAGAAAAAAAAUGAACCAAAAAUUCCACUUAAUACACCAUUUCAUAUUGAUACAUCAAAUGCUCAUACAUUACGUAAAGGAUGGUUAAUGAUGAAAGGUAAAAAUGAUAAUGAAUGGAAAAAAUAUUGGGUUGUAUUAGCUGGUUUAUCAUUAAAAUUGUAUAGUGAUGUAUGGGGUGAAGAUACAACUCAUCCAGAGGUAACAAUAGAUUUAACUGAUUGUGAAAAUGUUUACCCAUCAGCAUCUGCCAAAUAUUAUGGUAUUGAAUUAAAAUGCCGCCGUUCUAGGUAUAUUUUAUCAGCAAUAACACCAGGAAUUCGUGAUAGUUGGAUUGCUGCAUUACAACAAAAUCUUCAUAAUCCAUCACCAACAUAUAUAGAACCAUCAUGUCAGUCAGGGGAUGGAUUAUCACAGUGUGAUUCAGCAAGUGUAUUAUCACGAAAAAAGAAACACAUUGCAUAUGUAGCCCCAGAAAGUCAUCAUAGCAAUAGUAUUAUGGGUGAUGACUCAAUGAGUGAAGAUGAAAAUAUUGAAGUAAAUCGUAGUUCACGCUUAAGAAUACAAAACAAUGAUAUUGAUAGUACAAAUUUUUCAAGAAAAAAUUAUAAUGAUUCAACAAAUAUUCUAAAAAAAACUCAACCAUAUCAAAAAAAAGAAAGAACUUUAAGUAGUCAAACUUCUGUGGAUAGUUUGUCAAAUAGAGGAAAAAAAAAUUUUCAUAAUGAUCAAACAACUUAUAGUUGGAAAUCAUCAUAUUCUGAUGAUAAAAAAAAAACUUUUUAUAAUAAUAAUAAUAUAGGAGAAAAAUUAAUAAAAAAUCAAGAUAAUAGAAUUGUUAGUUUAGAAAAUCAGAUUAAAAUGCUUAGAGAACAAUUAAGAGAUGCUAAAGAUGCAUUAAAUAGUACACAGUUAGAAAAUGAAAAAUUAAGAGAAUUAUUUGCCAAUAAUAAUGCUGCAUCACAAUUAAGCCAUUUAAGAAAAUGCCUUUCAGUAGCUGAAGAUGAUAUUAUAAAAAAACAAGAAGAAAUGGAAUUAUUAAAACAAGAAUUGGGAAGUUAUGAAAAUAAUCCUAAUGAAAUUUCAAAUGGAACACGUAAAAGGAUGAUAAAUUUAAUUGAGAUUCAAACAAAAUCAUUAGAAAAUAUUAUUUCAUCAAAUAGAGGAUUACAAUGGUAUGAUUUAAAAGUGUUUAUGGAGGCAAUUACCAGUACAACUAACAAUUUAACAAUAGAUGAUGAAAAAAUUGAUGAGAAAAUUGAGACAUUAUUUGAAAAUCUUAUUCAUGCAUAUGGAAUGUUUUCAGAGAUAAUUGAAUCUAAAAAUUUACCAUACAAUGAAUUAAAAGAUAAAUCUACAAUGACUGAUGAUUAUAAACAGGUAACAUUUGACCAAGAAUCAAUUGAAGCUGAUCUUCAAGCAGAGAUAAAAGAAUUAGAAGGUGAACUUGAAGAUAUUCAGAUGAUACAUGAUGAAGAAUUAUCUGCCAUUUCCAAAGAAUAUGAUUUAAAAAUUUGUUCAUUAAAGGAAAGAUUAAAUGAGGAAGAUUCUACAAAACGAAGACUUCAAGAGGAGUUACAAACUUUAUUAAAAUCAAAUGAACAACAUAUUAAUGCAAUAAAAGCAACUUAUGAAGAUAAACUUAAUAAAUUGACAACUGAAUUUGAAAAUGAAAUGAAUAAAAUAAAGAAGGCUCAUGAAGAUGAUUUAGAGGAAGAAAAAGAAGCAACAAAAGUUGCAUUAGAAGUUUUUCAAAGAACACAUGAUGAGGAAGUAAAAAUGUUAAACAUGAAAUUAGAAAAAGCACUUAAUGCUCAUAAAGAAAUAGAAAAAAUGAAUAAUAAGACUGAUUCAUCAAAUGAGGCAUUGAUAGAUCAGAUGACAGAGGAAUUAAAAAAUUUAUCUCAAUUGUACUCUGCAAAAUGUCAUGAAAAUUCUCAGUUAGAUGAAAAAAUUAAAUCAUAUCUUAAAGAAAGAGAAAAUAAUAAUAUUGAGGAUGUUGAAAAUUUAAAUAAAAAAUUACAACGUGAUAUUGUUUAUAAAGAUACAACUAUUGAAAAUUUAAAAAUGAAAAUAAAUGUUUUUGAAAAAAAAUUAAUUCAAUUGGGAGAAAAUCCAAAUUUGUUGAUAGAUAAUCAAGAUUUUACUGAUGCUUCAACAAGAAAAUGUAAACAAUUGAUUUUAACACACUUUCCUCUUCAAGCUUACCCAAAUCAAACUCGAUAUCGACCACUUCAUCAUCGUACAACUUUUAGAAGAAAUGAUGUUCGUUAUCAUUCUAAUCCAGCAAUUAUACCAUCAAUUGUUAAUAAUACUUUAACGAAGAAUAUAAUUCCAGAAGUUGUAUUACCUCAAAAAGUAUCGUCACUUGUAGAUAAUUCAAUGCCUUCAAAUAAUAUGGUAACUUCACAACUACAAAUACCAAAUGACAAACAACAAACUUAUUCUGAGACACCAUCAACAAAUAAUAAAGAUCCAAAAAAAUGUAAUAUGUCAGUGUCAGAAAGAAGAAAAUUUUUUGAAUGUGUAGCAGAAUACACAACACCAUUUUAA
This is a messenger RNA of Strongyloides ratti, 3573 nucleotides long. RefSeq names its product Protein outspread. NCBI's taxonomy places the organism in Eukaryota, Metazoa, Nematoda, Chromadorea, Rhabditida, Strongyloididae. The record is from RefSeq and is a predicted model, not a curated record. Gene Ontology annotation, cellular component: actin cytoskeleton. Gene Ontology annotation, biological process: actin filament organization. The transcript is spliced from 12 exons. Gene Ontology annotation, molecular function: actin filament binding. Bases 1 to 3573 code for a protein of 1190 amino acids.